AAACGCGCCGCUGCGGCGGCACUGUGCGCUGUGCAUGGAGUUUCUUACGGUAACGCAGGCAAAACAUAUCGCGGCAGUGCCUCGAGGAAGAAGGGAGAAUUUCGAGUUCUCCGAUGUGCGUUGUGUGAGUGUGUGCAGUCACGAGAGACGCGUGGAGUGAACUUCGGAGCAGAAGAAAUUACCACGCUGAACGAGACGGAUUGAGAAACUGACGUAAAACCGACAACAACACUGAUCAUUCAUCGUAAGAAUAGGGCACCUAGAUUGUAUCAACAAAAAAAAAACAAAAAUGCAGGAGGUCGACCAAGUUGCCUUUCACACCUCGUACUGCCAGUGGUAUCCAAAAUUUCAUAAGAACUCGCUGACGUCGGAGAUAAUAAAUUUAAGCGAGGAGUUUUGUGCCUAUUUGGAGAGCGAUGGGUGCUUCAUUCCAAAAGAAGCUUUAAAAGAUGAGGACGAUUUUCAGUUUGAAUGGUCAGAUGGUACAGUGGGUCAGGCUCAGAGUGAAGACGAAGAUGAAGAGCAGCCCUCGUUUUUAGAAUUGAGCAAGCAGAUCCAAGGAAUUCUUGAUGAUUAUAAAAGUAUUGUUAUCAAAUUAAAUUGGAAUACACCAUCGGAUGCAAUAUGGGUUUCAUAUAACAAAACCUUAAAGUGUUCCAAUUUGGAGGAUGUCUACCUACUGUUAAAAAAUUCAAAUAAUAUACUGAAAAAUCUAGACUUGAUCAAAAAUAAGAAUAAUAAAUACAGUUCUCUGAAACCAUGCUUAAUAAUCAAAAAGUGGAAAGAUAUAGAUCCAGCAACAGAAUUUCGUUGUUAUGUUGUUAAUAAAAAGCUUGUUGGAAUUUGUCAAAGAGAUACUUCGCAAUAUCAUGAAUACAUUGAAAAAGAAAAGUACGACAUAACACAAGAUAUCAAAAGUUUAUUCGAAGAAAAAAUUAUGGAUAAAUUUGAAUUGAAUACUUAUUCCUUUGAUGUGAUACGAUAUAAAAAAGAUCGUGUGAAAAUAAUGGAUUUUGGACCUUUAAAUGAAUCGUACACCAAAAAUAUGCUCUUUACAGAAGAAGAACUACGAAGUUUGACUGAAAACUUACCAGAGUUUAGAUUCAUUGCUGAGCAUAUGGGAAUCCAACCAAAAAAUAGCAAUCAUUAUUGUAUACCAAAAGAUAUAGAUGAUUUUUUUUCCAAAAAUAAAAAUGUUACAGUGAUGGAAGCUAUUGUUGAGGAAGUUACAAAAAUGCGGAUGGAGCCAGAAACAAGUGAUUUAGAUGAGUAAUUUAGACUAGGAAAAAUAAUAAAUGCUUUAUGUAAAUACA
This is a messenger RNA of Trichogramma pretiosum, 1313 nucleotides long. RefSeq names its product cell division cycle protein 123 homolog. Lineage: Eukaryota; Metazoa; Arthropoda; Insecta; Hymenoptera; Trichogrammatidae. The coding region runs from base 290 to 1273 and encodes 327 amino acids. The transcript has 6 exons. The record is from RefSeq and is a predicted model, not a curated record. Gene Ontology annotation, cellular component: cytoplasm.